Molecule: messenger RNA, 3896 nt
Organism: Anopheles coustani
Lineage: Eukaryota; Metazoa; Arthropoda; Insecta; Diptera; Culicidae
Exons: 2
Coding region: 616-3585 (989 amino acids)
Biological process (GO): negative regulation of meiotic nuclear division; regulation of mitotic nuclear division
Cellular component (GO): nucleus
Source: RefSeq, a predicted model, not a curated record
AAGUCGUGCCUUCGCUCGUCGUCCGCUGCUGCAAGAAUGUCCAGUUCGUUUGAUGUUUAGUGUAAUCCAUUGUCCACCGCGUGUUGCGAAAUAACAAUCUCCAAUCGCAUGCCUCUACGAUUUGAUGGCAAUUUCGGUGAAAUGAAAUCUCGUAAUUUGACGAUCAACAAUUUGUUCCGCGUAAAUGUUUGAGUGUGUGCGUGUGUGUGUAUCGUCGAACAACUGAAAUGGAAUAGCGUCGUACGGAGCGAAAGUGUCAAUGCGCAAGAUGCUCAGCUACGCGCACUUGCAGUAAAUUAGUCAAGUGACAGAGGAUUCAGGAAAUUAGUGUAUCUUGUAGCAAAAAUGACCGGUUGAAAAACAUUUAUUUGUGAAAGACAUUUUGCCUCAAUUUUGUCUUCGUCGUCGUCGUCGUUUUAUGUUCAGCAGCGUAUUGUGUAUAAGUUUGUGUAUGUGUUUGUCCGUCAGUUCGAGCGAGUGAGGGAGAAAGUUAGUUCGAGCGAAGUGCAGAGAGUGAAUGAAAAAGAGAGCUACACUGAGAUCGCAGCUGGCGUAGAAACGACGGUUGACGGACGAAAGGAGGCAAAAAGGCGCAAGGAUCUAUCGCAGCACCCAAUGGAGGAAGCGCAGCAGCAACCGUUACGGCCCUCUUUUCCCCCGGCUGGGGCGAAGUGGCCUUUCAAUGCGAGCGGUGGCGAAGGAGGAAACUCGUUCGGGCAGGACAGUGGUUACACCUCGUACCAUUCGACGACCCCAAACAACACGUUCAAUCUGUCCACCCGCCAUGGUGCCUCCGGUACGCUGGCCACCAUCGAUGAGGCCAACGAGGGGGACUGCAGCAUGAACGACAGCGGUGGCUCCUCCGCGCUGGGACCGAUCGGUUCGAACAUUCUCACGCCGAAGACGGCCGCCAGUAUCGAUCAGAUCUCCAACUUUCAUCUCACGACGCCGGAAAGCGUUCCGAUGCGUCCCAACCGACGCCUUCGGCGUGGGCCAUUCGAUUUUAGCGAUUGCACGGGCGGAGGGGCGGGCGGUAGUUCGGAGAGUUCUUUCCUGGCUCCAUGCACCCCGGAACGGUUGCCACUGUCCCGGUCGGUUUCGUUCGAGUCCAACGACACGCCGCUGCGGACCGGCAACCGCUCGAACCAACAACUUCAACUGACGCCGCAUAAACCCAAAAGUGGCCACUCGAUAAAGCGCAAGCUGUCCAGCAACCGCGGGAAGCUCUACUCCGAUGGCGACGCGUUGCCGGAAGAAGCCAGCGACGAGAACCGCAACGAGAAUGAGCUGAACGAUUCUCUCGACUGCAAGCGCUUGGACAUCUCGCCGAUACCGAAGGUGAAGCGCCAUAAGCCAAACGAACACAUCAGCCAUGUGAUGCGCUCCAGCACUCCCAAGACUGCGAGCUCCAAGCCUCGGACCCUGUCGGUGGAGAAUAUUGAUUCGGAGGCCCCAGGCAAUAGGGACAUUGCACCCGCACGCAAGCUGCCCCUUCGAAAGUUUCAAAGCUUCAGUCCGAGUAAGAUUCAAUACAACCGUCAUAAAUCCUCAUUCCGCUUAAGACAAGAGGAUGCUCGUGGGUCGCCCGUGGGAAAUCGGCUGGUAGGGCGCAGGGGUGAUGUCCCGAUGAUGCGCAAGGAUUUACCGCUCGAACUAACCCCGACGAAAAGAAUCGAUGUCCACCCGAUAGACGGGUACGUUACACCCUCGAAGGUACAGCGGGUGCUGGUUGAACUCGACCCGCAAGCUCCGAUGAAUCUGGCCGGAUUAAUAAAUGGCCCAAUACUGGAGGAUCCCACCACACAGCAGCUACCGCCCGCUGACGAGCAGCUCGAGCAUGCCGUUAUCACUGUUCCCACGUGCGAAGACUUUAGCAUUACACCCGCGAAGGUGAACCUGAACGAUCCGGAACAGUCGUCGUGUGAUGAAUCGUCCCUAUCGUUCCCUUCCGAUGACUGCGUGGCACGCCGUGCCUCCAACUUCUCCUACGGGCCGACGCUGAAUUCGAUUAUAGAGGAAGAAUCGCCAACCCGGGCGCAGGAUGGUGGCAUCGGUGCUAAAUUCCCCAGAACACCUCCGUCGAGCUGCAAGUCUUCUUCCGGUCGCAUACCGAAGCGCCUCGGUACGAACAGCAGCAGUGGAAGUCUCAAAUCCCCGCUGUCGAAGGGCACCCGCGUUGCCGCUUCACCGGAAGCGCAGAGCAAACCGAACACCAGCUUACAACCGAACUACUACCCGGGCAUGUACUGCGGCCGGGAGCACCUGAACGUGCUGAAGCGACUGUACGAGAAAAAUCAGGACUCCCUGCACAUCCUGCUCGACUAUCUGACCGACGAGGAUUUGGUUCAGGUGGUCAAGGUUUCGAACAACUGGAAGAAGAUCAUUCGGGACCUCGAACCACCGAAGCAUUGGCAGCGGCUGCUGAAAUUUCAAGCGCUCCAGACGGAGGACAAGGAAAACUAUCGGGCCAGGUGUAGUCUACCGAUUUUGCCACAGGUCAAACUAGGCGUGCCCUCACCGGGACUGUUGAUAGCAAGCCACAGGUCGGGAUCGUGCGAUGGAACCAAAGCCGCCGAUCUCGUUAACCUCACUCCCUUAGUCGAGCGUCUCCCAGGGGCUGCCCAGCCCCAGGACGAGUCCUCCGUCGUGAAGCGCCAACCGUUCAAGAUCUGCAACUCGCGGGACACCAGCAUUAGCAUUGGCAACUGUAGCACUCUUUACACCUCGUUCGGGUCCGAAGGCUAUGGAAAUGUUACGAUGCCAGAACGGCGCCGACGGGCAAGCGCAACUGCGAUUCACUCACCACCGGUCAGCCCAUCGAAGAUCAAGUUUGUCGCCAAUCAGAAGGUUGCAUCGCUUUUGAAACCAUCGGAGCAGAUACGGUCGUGCCCACGCUGCGGCAAACCGAGCCGAGUGAUUUUUGCGACCAGUUCCAAAAACGGGCAAAACAAAACUCGCGCCCGUGGUGCCGCCGUCGCUGCUCGCCUAGAGAAAUCGUACACACUGCCGGACCCGGACAUCAACAACGAAUUUACCGGGUCGAAACAAAAUACUCUUCCUUUGGCUGGUUUCGGUGAAGCCAGCCGGAACAACAAUGAUUAUUCAGCGAACGCCAGUGGCCACAAGCCGACAAAUGAUUCGCCAGACCGUGUGAGGAAGAAUCUGUUCAAGGACAGCAUCAACGGCGGCAGCAGCAGCAACAGCAGUCGUGGACAACUGAUUAGAUCUGCGUCGGUAACGAAACCGACGGCCGAAACGACGCCUCUCGUUGGCACAGGGCGAGACAACAACCCUAGGAAGCUGCGCAAUGGUACAAAAAGCGUCGAUUAUGUGACGGUUCCGAGCAGCGUCCCGGUUAGUGGAGCGAACUCGGUCGACCUACUGCAAUCCAAGUGCGACUAUGCCAUCUGUAGCAGCUGCGAGUUUCAUUUCUGCAUCAAAUGUCGGUGCCAGUUCCACCCGGACACGGUAUGUCUCGAUCUGGCACCGAACUCGCCGAGCAAGGAGGAGGAACGCGGCCAGCGGAAUGUUGCCUGUAGUCGCCAGAGCCGCCGUUCGCUGCAGCGUUUGUGCAAAAGGUCGUAGACACCAAGCAAUGGCACCUUAAUUGUUAUCCUUGGCCACCAGUGGGCGUUUUUCUCUUGAUUUAAGGCAAACACACAAAAGCAAAUCCGAUGGCAGGCUCAUUCCGUGCGGGACGUGUGGAAAUCCUACCGUUACAGUGACAAGCAUACCCCAGUACCUCUCAGUAGUUAGUUAUAAGCGUGCGCGCGCCGGAAAAUGAUUCCAGUCAUUCCAGUUCCGUUCGAAUCUAUGUACGUUUUAAUGUGGCUUUAUUUUCUACUACCAUUUAUAUGCGUUCUAUUUCUUAGUAUGUAUUACAAGUAUCAUAUCAA